This is a messenger RNA of Ahaetulla prasina, 3126 nucleotides long. It is a transcript of the gene ABHD5, whose product is annotated as abhydrolase domain containing 5, lysophosphatidic acid acyltransferase. The transcript is spliced from 7 exons. Bases 149 to 1288 code for a protein of 379 amino acids. Gene Ontology annotation, cellular component: lipid droplet. The record is from RefSeq and is a predicted model, not a curated record. Lineage: Eukaryota; Metazoa; Chordata; Lepidosauria; Squamata; Colubridae. Gene Ontology annotation, biological process: negative regulation of triglyceride storage; positive regulation of triglyceride catabolic process.
CCGUCCAAUGAAGAAUGCCGAAGUCACGCCACGCAUUUUUCGGUGUUUUCAGAGGUGAAGCCUCUCUAGGCAGCCGGCCGGUCACUCUAUAGUGAGGCGGGACUGAAGAGUGACGCGUUGACGCGAUUGCCAUCGGGCGGGUCCCGUGAUGGCUGGCGGUGGCGUCGCUGCCGCGGUUGCUCUAUCGCUCGCUGGGCUGCCGGCGACUGCUUCAGGAGCCGUUCUCGGUCGCUGCAGCAACGCUACCAUGGCUGACGACAAGUCCAUCGAGUCCGCCAACGAACGGUCAGGAUGGCUAUCUAGCUGGCUUCCUGCAUGGUGCCCUACAUCACUUGUACAUCUUAAAGAUGCUGAAGAGAAAAUUUUGAAAUGUAUUACAAGUACCUACAGUAAACAAUAUGUAUACCUAUCCAAUGGAAAUAAAAUAUGGACGCUUAUAUUCUCUCAGAACCUUUCCCAGAAAACUCCAAUUGUUCUUCUUCAUGGGUUUGGAGGUGGUGUUGGACUUUGGGCUCUCAACUUUGAAGAUCUUUGUGAAAAUAGGACUGUAUAUGCAUUUGAUUUCUUGGGAUUUGGUCGCAGUAGUAGACCCCAGUUUGACACUGAUGCAGAGGUGGCAGAAAAUCAAUUUGUAGAGUCUAUUGAAGAAUGGAGACGGAAAAUAGGAUUGGAUAGAAUGAUUUUACUUGGACACAACUUGGGUGGCUUCCUGGCAGCUGCUUACUCACUAAAAUACCCAUCAAGAGUAAAGCAUCUUCUGUUAGUGGAGCCAUGGGGUUUUCCAGAAAGGCCUUCCAAUGCUGAACAUGAGAGGACUAUUCCAAUAUGGAUCAAAGCACUUGGAGCUAUUUUGAGUCCAUUUAAUCCAUUGGCUGGUCUCAGAAUAGCUGGACCUUUUGGAUUGAGCCUGGUACAACGUAUAAGGCCAGACUUUAAGAGAAAGUAUUCAUCUAUGUUUGAUGAUGAUACAGUCACUGAAUAUAUCUAUCACUGUAACGUGCAAUCACCAAGCGGGGAAACUGCUUUCAAGAAUAUGACAGUUCCCUAUGGAUGGGCAAAAAGGCCAAUGCUGCAGAGAAUUGUUCAUAUGCAUCAAGACAUUCCUAUCACUGUGAUUUAUGGAGCAAGGUCCUGUAUAGAUGGCAAUUCUGGAGCCACCAUCCAGUCCCUGCGACCAAAUUCCUAUGUGAAAACAAUAGCUAUCCUUGGUGCAGGUCAUUAUGUAUAUGCAGAUCAACCUGAAGAUUUCAACCAGAAAAUAAAUGAGAUCUGCAAUUCCGUGGACUGAAAAGAUUCUGCUUUUUGAAAAAAGAGGCUAUAAAUAUAAUUCAAAGCAAUACUUUAUAAUGUAUUAUUUAAAAAGUUAAGAAAAAGCUGAAAAAAGAACCAAUUUUCUAUGCACUCUUUCAUUUAGGAUAUUUUCUCACUUAAAACUAUGCAGUGACUUUUAUUAUAAUAGGCAGAUUUAAAAAAUAGUUGUACAUUUUAGUUUGAUUCUGCCUCUAUAUGUUUAGGGGACAUAUUAUAUUUCAAUAUGUAUUAAAACAUUUUAAAACUGGAAUUUUAAAAGUGGUGUUUUGCAAAAUUACAACCUUUAAUAUGCAGGAAUUUCUAUAGCAAAAUUACUGUUUGGCUAUUUUUUGCAGUACCCAUAUACUACACUCUUCAUAUCUUAAACUUUUUAAAAAGAUGAAAAAUUUACUGAUUCAGAAGAUUGCACAUAGGAUGUCAUUUCAUUGUAUUUUAUGUGGAAUUUGCCAAAAUAAUAUUAACAAGCACUCAGGAAAAAGAGCACAAAUAAGAAGAAGAGUUGGGAGAAAUUCCGAUUAUUUUUUGCUCUUGUAAAUGUUGUUUACUAUGCUAAUGAUUGAAUGCUUAAUACCCUACAUUCUAAGGUACUAAUACCUUAGAACACCUAUUCUAAAGUACCAAUAUUGUUCCAUUUGUUUUUAAAGAGAAGUUGCAGAAUGGAUUUGAAAUUUUUAACACUGAAAAUUGUAAGAUAUAUUUAUGAACUGAUUCUCAAAUUUUACAUGCUACAGACCAUGGAUAAAGUACUGUAGUAAUUACCAGUUGGAUGAAUAUGUAUUUUGGAAUUGUGAGCCAGUCUAACUGUAAAACAAUAUAAUCUUGUCAAAACAAGGUUUCUUGGAAAAAGGUAUCUUUAAUUAAAUAAAAGAAAUGAAUCUGGAAAAGAUAUUUUACCUCAGAAUUUUUAAAAUAAAGUGUCUUAAUGCUGAAUUUUAAAGAGUUAUUUGGGCCCAGAAUUGUUUGGGUUUUUAAAAAAAAUCUAAGGUAAGCUGGUUAAAUAAAAUAAGCAGAAUUAUAAACUUAAAAGCAAAUUGAGUAGUUUAUAAACUAAAAGUCUACACAGUAACUUAUUGGUUAACUUUUUAAUGUUGAAUUAAGUACUGAAAUCAAUUUAGAAGUUCAUUUUGAACAUAUUGAUCUUUGUCCAAAUGCUUAGAAAUACUAGAUCUCUAAAUCAUUUCAUUUGUGAUAUAAGAUUUAACAAAUUGGAUUUUUUUCCCCUGGGAAAUAUUUGUAUCAAGAUAAUUGGCAGAAUACAAUGAUUAAAAACAAUUCUGAAAACUAUUUGUGUUACAUCUGAAUCUCUCUAAUUUAUCAGAUCAGAGAUGGUCCAGCAAUUUUCCAGCAUGGAAAACUGGAUCCAUAUUUCAGCUAGAUUUGAAGAAUAUGGAGGAAAAACAGAAUAGUAUUCUCCUGAAUGUUCUGUCCCUGGAAUUAUAUACUUUGUACGGUUUUCAGGUUUCAUUAUGUGUCAUUAAAUAAAUCAAUAGAUACGACAGCAUAGACUGCUCACUAACUUCCAGAUAUUCUAUUGUCAAUAACAUCUUAUUUGCUUUAAAUAUUUAUGUUAUGUAAAUAACAUAAAAAUGCCAGUAGUAUUUUUAUGUUAUUUAUAAACCCCAUAUUUAUAAGGAUAGACCUGAUGUCCCUUCUCAAUCCCUGGAUCUGUUGCUUUGUGAAAAAAAAAAUACAACAAUCUGUUUCGGACCCUAGUAAUAGCAGAAUAACAAAACCACAGGAUGUGUUGAACUGUGCCAUUUUGACUAGAACUGUAAAGCUUCUUUAUAAAUAUAUUGAUCACACUAAUCAAAAUAA